Molecule: messenger RNA, 1216 nt
Organism: Rosa rugosa (rugosa rose)
Lineage: Eukaryota; Viridiplantae; Streptophyta; Magnoliopsida; Rosales; Rosaceae
Exons: 4
Coding region: 24-905 (293 amino acids)
Source: RefSeq, a predicted model, not a curated record
AGGAUUAUUUUUCUCGACCAACCAUGACAAGCCGUGUCCAGAUGCGUUUUCCGAAAAAGCCCAGGAUUCCUGAAAAGAAGAUUAGCAUACCGCUGCUUGAAAAGAUUUUGAGCAUGCUCUAUGUCAGUGUCACAAAAGAGGAAAGGGAGGUGCUGGUGGAUGCUAUGAUAGAUGCUCGUGCAAUCAGACAUGUUGCUGCGUUUGAAUUGGAUCAACCGGUUACAACAUUAAGGGCAGCUUGUGAUGCGUUGAGAAUCAGACGUGGCACGUUUUGUCCAGUGGAUGUGGUCGUUAUAGACAGUCUGAUCUUGGAAAAAGCAAAGCACGUAGCAGAUGAGAAGGAGAUUCGAGUGGCAAAAUGGCCCGAGCUAACUCAAGCUGAAGUUGGAGCAAAAUGGGAUGAGGCAGAUAAGACAGGUGAAAAGGGGAAGUGGUUUGCUGUUAAAGAGGGAGAUGUCCAGGCAAAACAGGAUGAUCUUCAGGAGUUCUUUCAGCUGGUCCAACCUGGAAUUGGUCUGAGCGAAUGUGGUUCAUUCUUUGUACUCAUCAACAGUCACUCAACCUGGUACAAAGAACUGGUGUUUGCAAGACUAGCGCAAGGAAUUACCGAAAGGGAAUUGUUGAACUCUCUCUGCAAGACGCCCUCUCUCUUCAAGACACCAUAUGGCUGCGAUGCCGAUGAUUGUGUAUUUUCUCCCUGGACUGCUGAUAAGGUUGUGAAUUUGCAUGAGCAGGCUAUAAACAAAUGGCACGGCAGUACAGAAUGGCAGUUCAAUUGCAUUGGGGAACAUUUGGUGCCCAGUUCAAAUAAAUUGGUAAGAGUGAUUGACAAGGUAAAAUGGCCCCCCGCUUACAGAGUGAUUGAAGCAAGAGAAUUCUGGGCGGAGGUAAAUGAAAAAUUGUAAUGGAUGGUGGAAAGAGGGAGGAGAAUGGUGGUAUAAAGUGGGAAGAACUUGUAUUGAAUGUUGGUAUAUUGUAAUGAACGGUGGUAUCGGUGGUAUAGAGGGGGAAGAACUUGUAUAAUGUUGGUAUAGUUUUAGACUUUGCUAAUGACCGGUAUGAAGAAGUAGACGAAAAAUUGUAAUGAAUGUUGCAGAGGUGGCGCGCCACUGCAUUCUCAAGACUUUUAAUGUCAGCGUCAUAUUGAUUACUUAACACAUUUGUUUUCUGCUCAUUUCCAUCUUGUAACUCUCUCUCUCUCUCUCUCUCUCUCUCU